AUGACAUCCAUGGACCUGGGCUUUUUGCCCAAGAUCAAAUGUUCGAAUUGCGGGCAGAAUGUCGAGAUUUCGGCCAUGGGAGACCAUGUGUGCACCCCGAGUGAGCAGAAGACACCGGUGACGGCAAUGGGAUCACCCCCAUCCAACAUGAUCAGCCCGAAGACUUCCAAUGCCACAUCAGAUGCGACCAGACUCCCUUCUCCUCCACCGUCGGCAGGCUUGGAGACUCCGGAUCACUUGAAGGUGGUUAUUGGUAGUAGAUCAAGUCGAUUGGGAGCACCCCCUCGCAUCGACCCGUCGAUCGCCAAUCGCCCUUUCCUUCAAUCGACUCUUACUACGCCAGCUAGUAGUACUGGUUCGCAUCUUCCCUCGCCGCUUUCAAUUCAUGACGCGCCUCGAUCACCCAUGUCUCAGUCAGUGGAAUCAAAUCCUCGCUCGUCUCCCGAGGAUGAGCCCACGCUGGACCAAGACACGGUCUUCUCUUUUCCAAUGCCCGGCAGUCGCCCUCCGGCUCUUGUGGGAACACCUUCAUUGAAGAACGAUAUUUCGCUCCGGACUUCAGCUCGAAUCGCCUCGGCUCCGUCCCCGCGCCCAGGACUUAAUGUGGUUCCCGAAAACGUGCAGCUUCCCCCGAGCCCGCUGCCCCCUCAGGCGGAACUGGGUCAACAGGGCCACGGUCGGGGUGAAUCGAUUGCGAGUCAGAGUAGCUAUCGUAGUUCGCUUGGAAGCACGCGUCAUGGAGAGUCGACGACAAGAUCAUCGGCCUCGAGGUCAUCGACCCAGAGUAUUUCCCGAGGCCUACGCUCCUUUAUCAAUGACACGCCGCCUCUUCCGCCAGCGCCCCUGCGCACACCGAAUCAAGCUUCGCUUGGAAACGACUCUAAAUCUGAAAUUAACCGGACUCCUAUCGCCCGCUCGGAACGAGGCAAUUCCUACAGUGGGUUCGAUUUCGGGAUCGAUCCGAGUACAGUCAGACCCACUCAGCUCGAACCAUCGUUGAAAAAGCAUGAGCAGACCGAGGUUACCAAGCAGAGUCGCCAACAUACCUCAUUGUCCUCUAGUCACAGCACCAACCGACUGGAUCUAGCCGAUACAGAACUGAAUAUCAAUGCCAAUUUCCCUCGUAAGGCAUCUGAAGCAACGAGCGAGAGCGCCACAUCUAUCACGGAAUUCGCACGGGCCAUGGGCUUUGAUGAUCCUUCAGGGUUCACGCGGGAAGAAUCUACGGCCUCUGAAUACGAGUCUUCGGGCGCACGCACAGGAAGCUCAAGCGGAAGUUCCAUGUCCAGCCUGCCCUCCGAUACGAGCUUGAAUCGGGAGAAGAACUCUGAUCCGCUCAACCUGAGCAGUCUGGUGGAGGAUCUUCCGGCGCGGACCCGACAGACCAUUGUGGAAAUGCCAGGUCGUCCUCGAGACACCUUGGACGAGAUUCCUCGAAUUCCUGCCGUCUUCUUCAGCCCUGAUUCGCCGACUGAUCCCGCAAUUGGUCAGGGCAGUCUCUCACUGAUCGAUGAGAAGCGUGAGGGCUCGCUACUAUCACAGCAGUCAGGGAUACAAAAACUUGCGGAGCAGCCAUCACAGUUGCCCUCACCCUCGCCUACACAAGCGCCACGAUCCAUCAAACCCCCGCAAGCCACGGAGGCUUUCUGUCAGUUGCCAUCUACUGAACCUUUACCUAACCACGAGGCAAAGCCACAGUCUUCGCAAAAUGAAUUUCACGAGCCUGUGCCCCAUUUUCGACCAAUGCAAAGGUCUGCGACGGAGCCUAUCAGUCGUCCUCCAACUCGUUCCGGAGCCCGGCCCAAAGGAGACUGCAAAGGUUGCGGUGAACCCAUCACUGGAAAGUCCAUAUCAUCGUCAGACGGUCGUUUGACCGGGCGAUAUCAUCGUGGAUGUUUUGUCUGUUUUGACUGUCACUCGCCCUUCCCGUCUGCCGAAUUUUACGUCUUGAACAAUCGACCUUAUUGUGCUCAACAUUACCACGAGCGCAAUGGAUCCCUCUGCUCCACCUGUCACCAUGGAAUUGAAGGUCAAUACCUGGAAACCGUAGAACACAACGGCAGUCGUCUGGAACGACGACGCUUCCACCCCGAGUGUCUGCAAUGCCGAACUUGUCGGGUCUUACUCAAGGGUGAUUAUUUCGAAUGGAACGGCGAAGUCUACUGCGAACAGGAUGCCCGACGCGCCGCCAAUUCCUACUAUCGCCCUCCGCCUGGACAUUCGGGACCCAUGGGACCACCACAUGGUGGCGGGCCUGGUGCUCCCGGCUCGUUGAGACCACCUGGACCCCCAGGUCCUGGUGCUCGUCGUCGAUCACCUGGCGGGCCUCCAUUAGCCCCCAAUGGGCGUCCAUAUCCCCCUCCUCCUGCAGGAUACCGCCCGCCUCCCUCCCCAACCCCAAGUAAUGGAGGUCUUCGACCCGGUCCUCGCUAUUCUUCGGGUGGUGCCAGGCGGUUUCCAGAACGACGAACCACCAAACUCAUGAUGACCUGA
Messenger RNA from Penicillium diatomitis, 2493 nucleotides. RefSeq names its product LIM domain-containing protein. The record is from RefSeq and is a predicted model, not a curated record. NCBI's taxonomy places the organism in Eukaryota, Fungi, Ascomycota, Eurotiomycetes, Eurotiales, Aspergillaceae. The transcript is spliced from 2 exons. Gene Ontology annotation, molecular function: transcription coregulator activity. Gene Ontology annotation, cellular component: nucleus; Z disc. Bases 1 to 2493 code for a protein of 830 amino acids.